Cucurbitaria berberidis CBS 394.84 is the source of this 440-nucleotide messenger RNA. RefSeq lists its product as uncharacterized. The transcript has a single exon. The record is from RefSeq and is a predicted model, not a curated record. Bases 145 to 387 code for a protein of 80 amino acids. Lineage: Eukaryota; Fungi; Ascomycota; Dothideomycetes; Pleosporales; Cucurbitariaceae.
CCAUUUUCACUUCAACCCCACAACCUUCGUCACGCGAGAGCCACUCGCGUUUGUAACCAUAGAAUUUGGGCUUCAGCGACUUGCAACACAUUUGCACCGGCGUUCUAAGGAGCAACGUACAGUAGACACUAGUCUUAACCUCUAAUGUCUGCACCAGCCUCAGCAGAGGCAUUUCCUAUCGUUCACGCAGCAUUUUGGCAACCCGAAGAGCGGGUUAUCUCUCGUAUGAUUACUGCAUAUUUCGCUUCUAUUUUCUGUGCACGCGGUGGGGGUCCGCGCGGCACUGUUCAUACCAUUUUGCAUUUUGGAAUCACGCUCGCGGUAUCUAUUUCUUAUGUUUGUUUCUGUUUUGUUCAUGACCAUCUGGUCACUCUAUGUACGACGUGAUGGGAUUCACGUUUACAAGUGGUUUCGGCAUUUCUGACAUGCUGGCACGUUCU